GUGUUCGAUGUGACGAAAGGAUUUGCAUUUUACGAACCAGAAGGGCCGUACCAUAAAUUGGCUGGGCACGAUGCGACACGUGCAUUGGGAACGAUGGAUGUUGGUGACGUGAAAGAUACGCCGGAUGAUGUGAGUGAUAUGACUGAGACCGAAAAAGAUACAGUGAAAGAAUGGGUGCAGUCUUUUUCAUAUAAGUAUCCAGUUGUGGGCAAACUGUUAGUGAACGAUGAAGAGCCAACAGAUUAUAAAGGAGAAUUUGCAUCGCUGACUUCUUAG
Gongylonema pulchrum is the source of this 276-nucleotide messenger RNA. Lineage: Eukaryota; Metazoa; Nematoda; Chromadorea; Rhabditida; Gongylonematidae. The record is from the annotation of a GenBank genome assembly.